This is a messenger RNA of Closterium sp. NIES-65, 1215 nucleotides long. Lineage: Eukaryota; Viridiplantae; Streptophyta; Zygnematophyceae; Desmidiales; Closteriaceae. The record is from the annotation of a GenBank genome assembly.
AUGCUGUCGCGAAGGCAAGCCUCGGGAUUCGCGCGGUUACUGGCGUCGUCAGCGCUGCGUGUGUUCCCGCUCGUGGAUGGUCAUGGGACCUCCGCUGUCAGCAGCAGCGCUGGCGAUCUGUCUCCAUCCAUCGCCAGCCGCACUGCGACGUCACUCGCGGUUCGCAGCAGCGUCGCCGCGCGCGGCCCUGGCGGUCGCUCGUCCGUCAGUGGCAUGGUUGCGACUGUGUUUGGCGCCACGGGCUUUCUGGGGAGAUACGUGGUGCAGCAGUUAGCCCGCUCGGGUUCCCAGGUGAUGGUGCCCUAUCGCUGCCUGGAGGACGACCACAGGCACCUCAAGCUGUGCGGGGACCUGGGGCAGGUGGUGCCCAUGCCGUUUGACGUUAGGAGCGAUGAGAGCAUUGCUGCGGCUAUUGCCAAGUCGAAUGUUGUCAUCAACCUCAUUGGCCGUGACUUUGAGACGCGCAACUUCAGCUUCGAGGACAUCAACAUCUCUGCACCGCAGCGCAUUGCCAGGAUCGCCAGGGAGCAUGGCGGCAUUGCAAGGAUGGUCCACCUCUCCUGCCUGGGCGCUGCCCCCCACGCGCCCUCCAAGCAGCACCAGACCAAGGCGCUGGGGGAGGCAGCAGUAUUGUCGGAAUUCCCACAGGCCACCAUCCUGCGGACUGGUCCCUUGGCAGGCACGGAGGACCGCCUGCUCAACAGCUGGGCGCUCAUGGCCAAGAAGUUCCCGUUUGUCCCCGUUAUAGCAGGCGGCAAGACUCUCAUUCAGCCGGUAUACGUGUUGGACGUGGCAACAGCAGUCAAUGCCACUGUGACUGACGACGGCAGCAGCUGCGGGCAAACGUACGAGCUGGGUGGGCCAGAAGUGCUGCAAAUCAGGGACCUGGUGAACCGUGUCUUGGAAACCAUUCGCCAGCACUCCUCCAUUCUCAGCGUCCCUCUUCCUGUCGCCCGGGCCCUCGCCACCCCACGGGAGUUUCUCCUCCACCGCGUGCCAACGCCCAUCCCCAGCCCCACCAUGUUCACGCUCGACUACAUCAACUCCCUCUCCUUCCCCCACAUUGUCUCGCCCAACGCGCUCACGUUCAAGGACCUUGGGAUCAUCCCGCACCCGCUCACGGGCCUCACAAUUGACUACCUCUUUGCUUAUCGCAGCGGCGGGCCGCAGUACGGCCAGACUGUCGGCGAGAAGGUGUCUGGCGCAGGCUUCUAG